This is a messenger RNA of Phaeoacremonium minimum UCRPA7, 822 nucleotides long. RefSeq names its product putative f-actin-capping protein subunit alpha protein. Gene Ontology annotation, molecular function: actin filament binding. Gene Ontology annotation, biological process: actin cytoskeleton organization; barbed-end actin filament capping. The coding region runs from base 1 to 822 and encodes 273 amino acids. The record is from RefSeq and is a predicted model, not a curated record. Gene Ontology annotation, cellular component: actin cortical patch; F-actin capping protein complex. NCBI's taxonomy places the organism in Eukaryota, Fungi, Ascomycota, Sordariomycetes, Togniniales, Togniniaceae. The transcript is spliced from 6 exons.
AUGUCGGAGUCAUUAGACUGGGUGUCUUCCUUCGUGGAGGGCGCUCCUCCCGGAGAGCUGGGCGAAGUUGUCAAUGAUAUCAAGAACCUCACGAUCUCCACGCCGAACCUGGUUAAGUCGCUCGGGCCCGCGUUCAAGAAAUACAAUGAGGAGCAGUUCAUCACAGUGAAGCUGCCCGGGAGCAGCCAACAGGUCAUCGUCAGCUCGCACAGCUCGCUUGGAGGCACGCAAUACUACGAUGUGGAGAGCUCGUCGAGCUUCGACUUCGACCACGCUACACAGAAAGCAAGCGGAGUACAGAGCUAUGUCCUGGAGGGCCAACAAGCCGACCUAGUAAAAUCAACACUCAAGAGCCUAGGGCCAUAUGUCAAGGAGCACUUUCCGAAUGCUGCCUACGGUGUGUACCCGAUCGAGGACGACUCUCGGCUAGCCAUCAUCAUCGUGGCCAACAAAUAUAGCCCGAACAAUUAUUGGAACGGCCGAUGGCGUUCGCUCUACAUUUACGACCCGGCAGGAGGGAAGCUAGAAGGCAGCAUCAAGGUGGAUGUUCACUACUAUGAGGAUGGAAACGUCCGUCUUCUAACAGACAAGCCCGUGACGGCAUCGAUUCCAUCAGGGACGGGAAGCGGCAUCGCGAAGGAGAUCUCGACGGCAGAGAAGAGGUACCAGGAGGAGCUGAACAAGGGAUUCACAAGCCUGAGCGAGGGCGCCUUCAAGGGACUGAGGAGACAGCUGCCAGUGACGAGGCAGAAGAUCGAGUGGGACAAGGUGGCCAGCUACCGCCUGGGCCAGGACAUUGGCGGUGGCAGCUCCAGACGAUGA